AUGAUGACCUUGGAUGAUAAAACUACUCGGAUUCGUGCCUAUAUAAAUGAAAAGCUCGAAAGUAGCGGGGAGAAAGAGAAGCUGAAAGACCUUUUACGUACUCGUUUAGGCGAAAGUGGCUGGAAAGAAACACUAAAAAGCCAUUGUCGGGAUGUUAUACGAGAUCGUGGACUGGAAAAUGUUACAGUUGAUGACUUGGUAGCUGAAAUCACUCCAAUUGGUCGUAGAAUGGUACCAGAUGCUGUAAAAGAAGAAUUAUUGGAAGAAAUUCGAAGUUUUUUAAGCAAAGAAACAGAAAUAUUGUGAUUGUUUAAUUAAAUCACCUCCAACUACACAUAUAUAUAUAUAUACGCCUUCUUUGAAACUGGUAGAUAUAUUUGUAUGUAUAUCUUUCGUUUCCUUUUUAUAUAUUCCUUGAAAGACGAUGAAUAAAUUUGGGGAGCUUAACUGGUUAAAAGUUUAUUUAGGUAGUAUAUAUAUAUAAAUAUAAAUUUGUAAAUUUUCAAUUUUCCAACACAAAUGGAAAAUGACAAAUGCCGU
Molecule: messenger RNA, 540 nt
Organism: Trichobilharzia regenti
Lineage: Eukaryota; Metazoa; Platyhelminthes; Trematoda; Strigeidida; Schistosomatidae
Source: the annotation of a GenBank genome assembly